This is a messenger RNA of Suillus discolor, 774 nucleotides long. RefSeq lists its product as uncharacterized. Bases 1 to 774 code for a protein of 257 amino acids. The transcript is spliced from 5 exons. The record is from RefSeq and is a predicted model, not a curated record. NCBI's taxonomy places the organism in Eukaryota, Fungi, Basidiomycota, Agaricomycetes, Boletales, Suillaceae.
AUGCCAUCCUGGCAGACACAAACCGAAGCACUACCCACCCAACAUGCCGGUACUGAAAGAUUUGACAUGUCCUGGAAUUUCGAGGAUGAUCAAGUGCCGACGGUGGAACGACCGAAUGACACUCCAUCGGCUGACCCGCACGUGCUAAGCCAAGCAUUUGACAUGUGUUGGGACACUCAGGUCAAUCCAGCAGCGACUGAUCCGGCGGAAGCAGCCAUACCACUGAAAGCAGGUGAAUAUAAUCUAUGUUGGAAUGCCGAGGAAGGUCUACCAAAGGUCAAUGUGGCGCUGAUCCACCAGCCGGACAUCAAAGAGAAUGAGACCAUCGCUAUCGCAAUACCCAGCGGAGCCGGUCAAUACAAUAUGUGUUGGAAUGACCGUGCAUCUGCAGAAGCAAUGGGAUAUAUAGGCAAUUUUGACAUGUGCUGGGGUGAUUCACCAUUGGCAGGAGAUGAUCACCUUGAAAGUGGUUCUAUUGCUGCACCAGUGACUAACUUGAUCAAUGCAGCAGACACUCCGGCACCGUAUGAUCUGUGUUUUGAGAAUAUAUCGCCGACCACAUCUCCGGCACCGAGGGAUGGCUCACCGAGUCAGACAGUCGAGGCAGGCGAGGAAUUGCUGUGCCGAGCAAAUUCCAGGCUAGAAAAUAUUGAUGCUGCAAUGCAUAGGUCUAUAUUUCUUCUCAUCAUUGAACUGAUGCCAAGGAUCCCCGUGUUACAGGAGAUGACCGACGGCAAGGUUGCAGAGAUCUCUUGGACGCCAACCAGGAUUUGA